Melospiza georgiana is the source of this 893-nucleotide messenger RNA. RefSeq names its product basic helix-loop-helix family member a15 (gene BHLHA15). Bases 306 to 806 code for a protein of 166 amino acids. Lineage: Eukaryota; Metazoa; Chordata; Aves; Passeriformes; Passerellidae. The transcript has a single exon. Gene Ontology annotation, molecular function: protein dimerization activity. The record is from RefSeq and is a predicted model, not a curated record.
CUCACUGACUGUUGUACUCUGCCUGGUUUUUGAGUUGUGGUUCACUUUUCUACAGAAAGACUCAAUCGACUUGGAGACCACUUUCUCUUUUGUCCAGUGAUAAAGGAAAAACCUCUCUGCUUUGAGGCCUGUUUCUAAGAAAGCAGAGGCAUCUGUUUUUCACCAGUAGGUGAUUUACUGCAUCUUUGUUUCACUGGUUCCAUUCACUUGCCCUCUGUUCCCUCUGCAAGCUCUCCUCCCAGCUGAAUAUUGGUGUUAUGUUUUUACAGCACAUUGACCAUUAAUACCAGUCCAUCCAACAAAACAUGAAGACUAAAACCAAAGGAAAGAAACAAAGGCAAACCACCGACAAAGAAGCGUUUUCCGAAGAGCCAGCAAUGAGAAAAAAGGAACUGGUGAAAUGUCUGCGACGCAAAGAAAGGAGGAAUGGGGGGAACAAGGAGAGCAGCAAGAGCCCCCCAGGCAGAGGCAGGCGUGCUUGGAGCAGCAAGGACAGGCUGCUGAGGAGGCUGGAGAGCAACGAGCGCGAGAGGCAGAGGAUGCACAAGCUCAACAACGCCUUCCAGGCCCUGCGCGAGGUCAUCCCUCACGUGAGGGCCGAGAACAAACUGUCCAAAAUAGAGACUCUCACUCUGGCCAAAAACUACAUUAAAUCCUUGACCUCCAUUAUACUCAAUAUGUCCAACGGACACUUCCCAGCAGUAGAAGGGAUGGGGGGAGCCUGGGGAUCCAAAUUGUACCAGCAUUAUCAACAGCAGCAUGGGGAGGAUGACCAUGAGGAAAAUCUACAGAAAUAUUCCACAUAGAUUCCUAACUUCAGCCAAAACACCAACUGCCAGCUGCUACUGUCAUUGUUUUUCCUUCUUACAUCAUAAUACAUGUCAUUACCUAGA